Messenger RNA from Alligator mississippiensis (American alligator), 8554 nucleotides. RefSeq lists its product as uncharacterized. Lineage: Eukaryota; Metazoa; Chordata; Crocodylia; Alligatoridae. The transcript has 9 exons. The coding region runs from base 3408 to 6284 and encodes 958 amino acids. The record is from RefSeq and is a predicted model, not a curated record. Gene Ontology annotation, molecular function: catalytic activity.
GAGUGUGGGAGCAGAAAAAUCCAAAGAAUUGAAGAUUAGAGAAAUGGGAGUGGAUGUGGAAGGUUUCCCUGUUAGUAAGAAAUGUACACAGAAAAGAAAAGGCCUCUGCAGCAUGUGGAUAAAUAAGGAGUUUCACAGUGUGGCUGAGGAAAAAGAAAAAAAGCAAUCUGAAAAGAAGAAAGCCUAUGAUACAGAGAGCUGCAAGUGAAAAUGAAGCGAGAGAGAAUGACUAUGAAGGUAGUAAGUUGAGUUAAAAAGAAAAAAGAAAUCAAAGCAAAUAGUAAGAAGCAAACAAGCUCGUGAUACUCUCUGAGGCCACAAAGAGUGUGAGGAGGAGAGUGGCAGGUUUCUGCUCAUUGCUGUUUGUUAAGUGAUUCAGACUGUGGAUAACAGAACAUGAGAUUUUACCAGAUAAGAGCACGGCUUUACUCAGGAAGGAAGAAGAGAAAAAGAAACAACAAAUGCAAUGACAGGAAGAUGCAUUUAGUGAAAAAGAAGAAGAGAACAUGGCAUGGAAUCAGGACUGAGAAAACAGCAAGGAAGGAGUCACAUUGUACCCAUAUGAAUCACAGCUAAAAAGAGAAUAGGACUGUUGACAUCUCAGCAGCCACAUUGACAAUGAAGUUCAGCAACUUCAGGUGAUAUCAGGAUACCCUCUAGGUCUGCAGUUCUCAAACUUUUGUUUUCACAGACCACUUGAGUAUUGCUGAGGGUCUUGGUGGACCACUUAAUCUCUGUCAUCAGAAAAAAUAAAUCUAUGACUACCUGAAUGGAGCUUGUGGACCAGUGGUGGUCCACGGGCCACAGUCUGAGAACCUCUGCUCUAGGUUACAAAGGAAGGGAUCCACAAAUAUUCUCAGAAUACUUUAUGCCAUUUUGUCUGAUACCUUAUCAAAUGCCCUGAGGGGAUGCAUUCUUUCAGAGGGAACGGCAAGGGUCAUUGUGACAGAUCAGAAAGCUAGUAGAAGACUAUACCAUGAAUGUGGUGAUAAGUGGAGAUUUUAGCUGAAUAAAGGCAAAGAAGCUUUCAGAAGCUGCCCCUCAUUGAGUCACUGGAUUUUACAAAUAAAUGAAAAUGAAAAGAUGUGCCAUUGUUUGUGCUUACUAACCCUUGGGAUUGCCCCUUAAGGAGCAUAUCUUUUAGAGAAAACCCAUCUAAUCUGAUGUAAAAAAAAAGAACUGAAAGCAUAAUCUACCAUAAUUCUGGAUGUUCCCAGGACUCAAUCUAUGAUCACACAUCUUACUUUAAGCUGUGUGGUUGCUCGGGAACCAGCAGCGGGAAGGAGAGGAGGCAGCACACGUGUGUCCCGCACGCACGUGUGCCCUUCUUACCAACCAACUGACCGGAGGCGGCGGCGGCAGCAGCAGCAACAGAGUAAUCGGCAGCGGGGGCAGCAGCAGCUGAUCCCCCGAAGGUAAGUGGGGCGGAGGGACCCGGCGCAGCUGAGCCGGAUCCGGAGGGGAAGCCCCCCGGGUCCCAUAUAGCUGAGCCGGUGGGGAGCUGCGCUCCAGAGCCGCGCGGCGCUCCAGAGCGCGCAAACAGGGAGGGCUAGGAAGGGGACUGUCCCCCCAGGCCAGGGGGCACCCCCGGGGCUAACCCUUGGGGGAGCAGGCUCCUGUGGCAGCGGAUCCCCCCAGCGGGGGAGCGUAGGGACAGAACUGCCGGCAGGCACUUCCGGGUAGACCGGGGCGCCUGAUUGGCCGUUGUAGCGGGGUGGGUAAUUCAAACCGCGGGCUUUAAAGCCACGGAGUGACGUAGUUCCCAGCACUCGGGAACCAGCAGUGGGAAGGAGAGGAGGCAGCACACGUGUGUCCCGCACGCACGUGUGCCCUUCUUACCAACCAAAUGACCGGAGGCGGCGGUGGCAGCAGCAGCAACACAGGAAUCGGCAGCGGGGGCAGCAGCAGCUGAUCCCCCGAAGGUAAGUGGGGCGGAGGGACCCGGCGCAGCUGAGCCGGAUCCGGAGGGGAAGCCCCCCGGGUCCCAUAUAGCUGAGCCGGUAGGGAGCCGCGCUCCCAAGCCGCGCGGAGUGAACAGAGCGCACAAACAGGCGUGCUUUGUGGGAGCAUGCCGGCAUUUGCGCAGGCGUUCGUGCCGGAGGGCGGGCCAGGAGGGCCAGGAGUGGGACUCCUGUAGGGGUAGGGCGUAGACACCACGCAGGUCUACAACCAGCAGCUUGUAGAAUGGUGUCUACGAGGAGUACCGCUAGGGCCUCUGCCCAGGGGGACAAGGCUACUCGGGGCAGGUCUGAGGCCUCCACCCAGACCGAGCCCAUGGGGGAGCCGGUGUCCCCCUACCUCCUGGCCUGUGGGGUAUCCCCAGAAGGGCCGGGGGGGGGCAGAGAUUGGGGGCACCCACACUUGUCCGGCAGGUGCCCGUCUUAGGGCUCUGGAGGCGCAGGUGAGGGAGCUCCGGGAGGAGGUUAGCAGGCUGAGGGGGAUCAGGGAGGCGGAGGAUGAAAUUGAUAGUUAUUUCCUUUCCCUGCAGGCCCAGGCACCAAAGGAAGAAGCACCCCGGGGAAUACCCUCCACAGCAGAGUGGCAGACGGUCACAGCCAGGACCGGAGCGGCACACAGCGAACCGGUACCAGCUUCUCCAGUCCAACUGGUGAACAGAUCAAGAGUUCCACGAUGACCCAGAGGAGGAGGCGACGAGUGCUCAUCAUAGGAGACUCCAUCCUGAGAGGUACGGAAGGACCCAUCUGUCGCCAGGACCCCUCGGCACGAGAGGUAUGCUGCCUCCCUGGAGCAAAGAUUCGGGAUGUGACGCAGGUAAUCCAGGCCAGGAUCAAGCCCACCGAUUAUUACCCCAUGGUCCUAGUCCAUGUGGGUACUAAUGAUGCGGCCAGGAGAACCCCCGAUCACCUGAUGGCGGACUACUGUGCUCUGGGUGGCGUGCUGAAGGAGUUCGGUGCCCAGGUGGUUUUCUCUUCCAUCCUACCAGUGACCGGACGAGGAAGACGGCAGGAGAACUGCAUCAGAGAGACCAACUGGCGGCUUCGGCAGUGGUGUCUCGAGGCAGGCUACGGCUUCCUGGACAAUGACCCGCACAUCACGACGAGGGACAUGCUCAGCUGGGAUGGGCUUCACCUGUCCCCCAAAGGUAAGCGUGUGUUUUCUACUAGGUUGGCGGAUCUCCUCCGGCGGGCUUUAAACUAGGCUCGUCGGGGGGAGGGGAGUACGAGGGCAGGGGAAGCUGUGGACCACCAAACCAUGUGGCACCCACAAGGACAGCCCAGCCUGAAGAAGGAGAACAUUGGGAACCUGAAAGCCAUGGGGAGGCCAGCACUACAGAACAGGUAAGAAACAAGAAGGUAAGAAACAAUGGGCCCCAUGGGACUUGGAGCGGGGAGGCAGCAAAGGCACCAGUCGCAGGGCUCAAGUGCCUAUAUACUAAUGCUAGGAGCAUGGGGAACAAGCAGGAUGAACUAGCGCUCCUGCUUGCACUAAACACCUAUGACUUAGUGGGGCUAACAGAGACCUGGUGGGAUUCAUCCCAUGACUGGGCGGUACAUUUUGAGGGCUAUAGAUUGUAUAGAAAGGACAGGUCGGGGAAGAAAGGGUGGGGGGUUGCACUUUAUGUCAGUGAGCAAUACACAUUAACCCUCAUCAAGACAGAAUCUGAGGUUGAGGAAGUAGAAGGAUUGUGGGUUAGGCUACAUGGGGGGCAAGGAGAAAGGGAUUUGGUGGUAGGGGUCUGCUACAGACCCCCACACCAAGGGGAAGAAAUAGAUGCGGGGCUCCUGAGGCAACUCUCGGAGACCAUAAAAGCUAAAGAGGCGGUAGUCAUGGGGGACCUAAACUACCCGGACAUCUGCUGGGAGACGCAGACAGCAAGGUCCCAUCGCUCACGCAGGUUUCUAACUUGUGUACAGGACCUCCACCUGAUACAGGAGGUGCAUGGUCCCACUAGGGGGAAUGCCAUACUGGAUCUGGUAUUGGCAACGGGAGAUGACAUGAUAGGGGACCUCCAGAUCGGUAGCUAUCUGGGAGACAGUGAUCACCUUAUAAUAGAAUUCAACAUAAGAUGGCGAGUGGGUAAGGUAACUAGUAGGGUGAAAGUGCUAGACUUUAGGAAAGCUGAUCUCAAUGCACUCAGGCGAUUAGUCAAAGAAGCACUGCAGAGUAGGAGUUUUGAUGGGAUAGGUGCCCAAGAAGGGUGGCUGUGCCUAAAGGAAACGAUCCUUCGGGCACAAAGCAAGACGAUCCCCGAGCGAGGCAAAAGAGGGAAAGGGGCCAGGAGGCUUCCAUGGCUGACCAGAGAAAUCCAGGGCAGCCUAAGGGCCAAAAGGGGAGCACAUAAAAAGUGGAAACAGGGUGAGAUCACUAAAGAUGAAUAUACCUCCUCUGCUCGUGCUCGUAGGGAGGCAGUUAGGCGGGCCAAAGCUACCAUGGAGCUGAGGAUGGCAUCCCAAGUAAAGGACAACAAGAAAUUGUUUUUUAGAUAUAUUGGGAGUAAAAGGAAGGCCCAGGGAGGAAUAGGACCCCUGCUAAAUGGGCAGAAACAAUUGGUGACAGAUAGGGGGGACAAGGCUGAACUCCUCAACGAGUUCUUUGCCUCAGUGUUCCUAAGCGAGGGGCACGACAAGUCUCUCACUGGGGUUGUAGAGAGGCAGCAGCAAGGUGCCAGACUUCCAUGCGUAGAUCCUGAGGUGGUGCAGAGUCACUUGGAAGAACUGGAUGCCUUUAAGUCGGCAGACCCGGAUCAGCUCCAUCCAAGGGUGCUGAAGGCACUGGCCGACAUCAUUGCAGAGCCACUGGCGGGAAUAUUCGAAUGCUCGUGGCGCACGGGCCGAGUCCCGGAGGACUGGAAAAGGGCUAACGUGGUCCCCAUUUUCAAAAAGGGGAGGAAGGAGGACCCGGGCAACUAUAGGCCGGUCAGUCUCACCUCCAUCCUUGGUAAAGUAUUUGAAAAAAUUAUCAAGGCUCACAUUUGUGAGAGCCCGGCAGGGCAAAUUAUGCUGAGGGGAAACCAGCAUGGGUUUGUGGCGGGCAGAUCGUGCCUGACCAACCUAGUCUCUUUCUAUGACCAGGUUACGAAACGCCUGGACACAGGAGGAGGGGUGGAUGUCAUAUACUUAGACUUCAGGAAGGCGUUCGAUACUGUAUCCCACCCCAUACUGGUGAACAAGUUAAGAGGCUGUGAUGUGGAUGACUGCACAGUCCGGUGGGUGGCGAAUUGGCUAGAGGAUCGCACCCAAAGAGUCGUGGUGGAUGGGUCGGUCUCGACCUGGAAGGGUGUGGGCAGUGGGGUCCUGCAGGGUUCGGUCCUUGGACCGAUACUCUUUAAUGUCUUCAUCAGCGACUUGGACGUGGGAGUGAAAUGUACUCUGUCCAAGUUUGCAGAUGACACAAAGCUAUGGGGAGAAGUGGACACGCCGGAGGGCAGGGAACAGCUGCAGGCAGACCUGGAUAGGUUGGACAAGUGGACAGAAAACAACAGGAUGCAGUUCAACAAGGAGAAAUGCAAAGUGCUGCACCUAGGGAGCAAAAAUGUCCAGCACACCUACAGCCUAGGGAAUGACCUGCUGGGUGGCACAGAGGUGGAAAGGGAUCUUGGAGUCCUAGUGGACUCCAAGAUGAACAUGAGCCGGCAGUGUGACGAAGCUAUCAGAAAAGCCAAUGGCACUUUAUCGUGCAUCAGCAGAUACAUGACAAAUAGGUCCAGGGAGGUGAUACUUCCCCUCUAUAGGGCGCUGGUCAGACUGCAGUUGGAGUACUGCGUGCAAUUCUGGGCGCCACACUUCAAGAAGGAUGCGGAUAACCUGGAGAGGGUACAGCGAAGGGCAACUCGUAUGGUCAAGGGCCUGCAGACCAAGCUCUACAAGGAGAGACUAGAGAAACUGGACCUUUUCAGCCUCCGCAAGAGAAGGUUGAGAGGCGACCUUGUAGCUGCCUAUAAGUUCAUCACGGGGGCACAGAAGGGAAUUGGUGAGGAUUUAUUCACCAAGGCGCCCCUGGGGGUUACAAGAAACAAUGGCCACAAGCUAGUAGAGAGCAGAUUUAGACUGGACAUAAGGAAGAACUUCUUCACACUUCGAGUGGCCAAGGUCUGGAACGGGCUCCCAAGGGAGGUGGUGCUCUCCCCUACCCUGGGGGUCUUCAAGAGGAGGUUAGAGGAGUAUCUAGCUGGGGUCAUCUGGACCCAGCACUCCUUCCUGCUUAUGCAGGGGGUCGGACUUGAUGAUCUAUUGAGGUCCCUUCCGACCCUAACAUCUAUGAAUCGGGUCCUACUUGCACAGAUGUUUGCUGGUGCUGGGAGCUGUGCUGGGAACAUCAUCUAAGUAAGUUGGGUGGGGGGCCUAGGAGGUCCAUAGGGGAGUUGGUGGGUCUGUGUGGGGUAGAGGGGUGGGGGCCUAAAAAUAACUUGAUAUGGGUGGGAAGUGUGGAAAAAUGCUGCCCUGGGGCUAAGGCGAGCAGCUGGACUUUCGUCCCAAGCCUGUGUUCUGAAUGUGUGUAGCUGUUCCGACUGAGCUAAUGCAUAUCUGAUCUAACUUACUGCACCUCCUCAGGUGAAUUAAAUUAGAUUGGGCUGGCCAUGUUUUACCUGACCUCCUCAAACACAUGUACAGAUUAACACUUAGAUUGACCUAACCCUAGUUAGGUUAAUCUAAGUGUAAUAUCUACACAUACCCUUUGUCUGCUAGAUCAAAUUUCUUACAGGCUAUGAUCAAACAACCUCCUUGAACCUCUCUUUGUUAAGCUAAACAGACUGGAGAUCUGCUGAAAAACUAAAUCUACAAAGGAAGUGAAUUUAAGUCCCUAACUAUUUUAGGUACUAAAUCUAGCAUUUAAGGACCAGACUUACAGCAGGGCACACAGGACAGUUUCUCCAGGCCCUGCCCUGCUUGAUGCACUGCAUGUUGAAAUAAUCCUUGAAAAAAUAUUUUUUUAAACUAUGAAAUAAAUGUCUUCUCCUGAUCUCUUGUUCUGGGCCAGAUCUGGGAGGGGUUUUUACAAUUCCUAUUGGCUAUAAUAAGAGAUGGGAGAGGUUCUCUUUCCUAAUUUCUCUGUCUCUCUCUUGAGUAAUUUGUGAGAAAUGACUGACCUGGCUUACAUACUUACCUACAAGAAAGAGAUCAUAACUGAAAAUCCUGCCCUGUACCAAGGAGCUGAAUUAGGUUUACGCAGACAAUAUCUACUGUGGCAUUUUCAUACUUUUCAGUUUGAAUCUGCAACCUCAAAAAUGUUCUUUUAACUUGCAUGUACUAUUUGUGUGCAAUAUGGAGAGGUGUAGGUGUAUGCGCCUAUAUACAUCUAAAACAGGUACUUUAUUUUUAACAAUACCUUUUGAGUAAAUAUUUUGAUUCAUAAAUCAAGUUAAAAUAAUGAAUAAUGACCCAGAACUAUCCAUGGGUCUAAUUUAAAAUUAUGUUGUGAUUAAAUACUUCUCUACAUUUGAUGGAAAUGUAUUAGAUGGCAUGUUGAUAGACAUGACAGAAAACCCAGUGUUAGAGAGUGUGGGUGUAAUGUCCUUAAGUAUUCAUUUUCUUGCUUUAAAUAGGUGGGAUAAAAUCCUGGCCUUGAAGAAAGUAGUGAAACUCAGAAUGAUUUCACUGUUCUUUUCUUUAAACACAAUAAUGUGUUAUUACCAUGUUACUAGAAGCAAGGCAGUGUGGCUCCUUAUACACUAAUGCAUUGAGAGAGGCAUGAGCUUUCAUAGGCUACUGCCCACUUCAUCAGUUAUUAUUCCUAGCAUCUGAUGAAGUUAGCUAUAGCCUGAGAAAGUUCAUGCUCCUCUGAAUGAGUUUGUCUAAAAGGUGUCACACUGGCUGGCUUUUACUGUGUUGCUAAGUAGCAACCUUAACUGGCUUUUGAAACAAUAAACCAAAUUGAUCUUGCACUAAAUUACAAUUCAUGGUUUUUUUCUUAUAUUGUACUGCUUUUCAAAUAGUAAUGCUGUACAAGUUACUACAUACAAAAUAAGUUCACUUUCUCCAAGUAUGUCAUACAUCACAGACACCAUUUUUAAAGCCAUCAGAUAUAAAAACCUUUUCAUAAAGCCUAUACAAUAACAUUGUCUAGGCAUAAAAAAUGAUGUAAAUUUAUUCUUAAUACAGCCUCAUGUAGAAGAAGAAAACCCCAGGCCUUAAUUUGUGUUUAAGAAGUGCUUUGUGGAAUUUUCCAUAAACACUGAGCAGACCUAUGAGGUCAAUAGGUCAAACCAGAAGUUUUCCGCUCUUGCAGCUUUGUGGUUCCAACUAGUUCUCUGUUCAACGUGUUAUAUCUUGUGUCAUGUGACCUGAAAUUGAAACAUAUGAAAGGUUUGCUUUGAUUGUCUGUGGUGGAGAGGCUCAGUGCCUCCCCCCUGCAGCUGCUUGUAAAUAAAGGGUCUCUGACAACUUUGUGACCAAACAACAGGGGGAAGCUUGUUUCUUUCACAAUUCUUGGUGCCAUGACUCGGAUGGCAACACCUGGCUGAGAGUACCGACAGGCUUGCGGACCGUUCCCCUCCGAAACACCGGGUGCCAAAUCAAGGUCCAAGAAGCUUUACCUCAACCAACGGAUGUUCCCUAUCACCACCUCGAACCAGGUGAUUGCAUCUACGUAAAGG